This is a messenger RNA of Xyrichtys novacula (pearly razorfish), 3744 nucleotides long. The record is from the annotation of a GenBank genome assembly. NCBI's taxonomy places the organism in Eukaryota, Metazoa, Chordata, Actinopteri, Labriformes, Labridae.
GCAGUGACGUCACAUGAUGUGACAGGAAGUGCUGUGUUGCUAACUGUCAGCUGAUAAAGCAACAGAAACGGCUCGGACCCCGACGGUCGAAGGUUUGUUGAUAAGAUUGCCCAUGAUUAUGAUCCUUCUUAUCAAAACUUAAACUUUAUUUGUAUUUUUUACUCAUAAGGGUGUCAUUCUUGACUAAACCGCCUCUUCUUUGUCUGACUGUUGUGUUAAUGUGGAUGUUGACUUCGUGGAGUAGCGUCAGCUAGCGUUGAGCAGCUAACCAGCAGCUCUUAGCUCAACUUAAAUCUGACAGAAGUUCGUGAUAAAUGAGUUAGUUUUCUUCAGGGUCAUUCAGAAGAUAGUCAAGCUGCUCAUUUGUGUGAAGGAGUUUGAGAAAGUUGCUCUAUCACUACAACAUUUAAUUUUUUUAUCCAAUAAAUUAACUUAAAAGUCAUUUAUGACUUCACAGGCCUGGGUAACCGUGUACUUUAGCUCAAACUGUAAUAUACAUGGAAUUAAGGGUGUUAUUAAUUUGUUGUAUGUUAUCAAAUAAAACAAAAACGUGAUAUCAGCCAUCCUUGUCUAAUUAUCGGUAUUGGCUGUUGAUACAAUGAUGUGGACCACUAAUAGAAGUUAAAGGUCUCUUGUCUCAUGUUGUAUCUCCUUCACAGAUGGCUUACCCUAAAUCCCACAACCCAUUCGCAGAUGAUGACGAUGAGGAAGAUUUCAAACCCAAAGGUCGAGGGUUCGAUGAUGAGUUCAAUGACAGCGGGUUGAGUGAAGCAGAGAGGAGACAACGCUACCUUAAGCAGGAGGUGAUGCGUACAGCCAAUUCUGCUGUAGACAGCAGUUACCGCUCCCUCGGCCUCAUCUAUGAGUCAGAGAAGAUGGGUGUGGAAACUGGAGAGGUAUGUUAGAAUAAAGAGCAUAACUUUGCACACAAAGUGCAUCCUUGUCUCCUUGAGCGUGAAGGUUAACUGAAAGAAAUUCUUACUUGAACUCUUUUCCCUCCCUCUCCUUCUAUCUGUGUCUCUGUAGGAGCUAAUGCGCCAGGGCCAAGUCCUGAAAAGGACAGACAAGAUGCUGGACAACAUGGAACAGGACCUGAAAACCAGCCAGAAACACAUCACCAGUAUCAAGAGUGUGUGGGGUGGCAUUGUCAAUUAUUUCAAGGGAAAUUCUGAGACGAAACCACCGCCUGAGGAGCCAAAAGCCUACCAGGGAAGCGACAGGUAAGUUUAAUUCGCUCAUUAUAGAAACAUUUUAUGGCUCAAGUGGCCUUAGAGUAAAAGCCUUACUUGAAUUGGGUAACUGAAAACAUAAUGCGCUAUAGCAUGACACAUUAUGUUUUCAAGUUUUAUCGUUUGCCUGGCUUUAAACCUGGUUCACACAUCCACUUGGACUCAGAGGUAGUUAUGCAUUAGAGAAAAGAACCCGUACUCCAAUCAGAGGUGGAUAUUCUCUACACACUCAGCCCCUCAUGUGCUUGUUGUUAUGUUGAUAGAGAAGGGUCUGCUAACAAUCACAUGCUCCUCACUGAUAGACAGAAAGAGAGAGACAUUAUGCUUGGGAAAUUUCAGUCAGUCAUUUCAUUUUUCUUGAAUGACGUGGAGGUGAAAUCAAUCACUGUUGUUAAUAACCAUUGCUUAAAUUUAUUUUGUGUCCUACCCUGGCUAUUAGACUUAAACGGGGCUCCAUGUGUGUACUGUUAAUUGGAGAAAUAGCCAGUAUUUAUUUUUGUUAAUUAAAAAAGUGUAAAUGUGAAUAAUCUGUCAAGUCAGUCAUGUUGGCUGCAGAUAAAUUGAAAUGCGUUGUACUGGUGUUGUGUUGCAAAAACAAAAGAAUCAAAAGCAGAAGUGUGGUCAAAUGCGGUCAGAGGCUGAACAGUGUUAUCUGACUCUCUCAGACUACAGAGUGCCUUGUCGAGCAGCAGAGAACAUGAAGAUAAGUACCAGGCCAGCCAUCCGAACCUGAGGCAUUUGAACACAGGAGGUAAGAUUAUGGACGAGAAACUCAGCUUGGUGUGACUAAACCAAAUACUGGCUGCCUUCACUGCUUCUGUCUUUGUUCCAGGAUUUGGAGCUUCGGCAUCAAUAGAUGACAGCUCAUCCAGACAGAAUGGACACCCUCAGAACAGACACCUACGAGAGGCGCACCAAACCCUUGAUAAUAACUUGGGUAAAAGCUUUUCUCUUUGAAUUGCUCUGUGUUGAUAAUAGUUUAUGCUAAUGUUUAAUCAGCUGGUAGAACAUUGUCUUUGUUUACUACACUUGUAAAUGUUAGUGUAACUUUGUUGUAAGUUUUAUAAAUCAUAUUUUGAUCAAAUUUCACACUUUGGAAGGCAAACUUUGAAUAACUUCCAACAUCACUUUAUUUUUUUGACUUGGCUCGUGUUUUUCCACUUUUCUGUGAGAUUUAAAGAAAAAAAAUCCCUCGACAUGUUGAUACAACAAAAUACCUUCAAUGUAUCUCUCACUGACCUUUGUCAAUCCUGCAGACGAGAUGUGCAGUGGCCUGAGCAGACUGAAGGGCAUCGGACUUGGCCUUCAGGCUGAAAUCGAUGCACAGGACGACUCCAUUGAUGCUUUGCUGAGUAAAGUGGACAAGAUGGAUUCCAAGAUUCACAACACGAACCAACAGAUCAAAAACCUCAAAUAAAACAAACACUUGGACUCAUCUUACAGAAACAGAAGAAGGCAACAGGUCUGCUCUCACUUUGCUCACCAUCCUGGCCAGCAAAAACCCAUAACUGUGACAGAUAAACAAAUGACCACAUUUGAAUCCAGAGCAGUUUCCUCCAGGGUGACUGACAGCUUUCAUUUCAUUUCUUUUCAGAUUUCUCCUUAAAUCAGAGUCUGCUUAGAGCUGUCUAUCUGCCACCUCAGUGAAAUGUUACAUGUGUUUAGAAGGGAAGACUCUACCAUGAGUGUAGUGAUGUAAGGGACUGUGAAAAAAAAAAAUCUGUUUAUUUUCCUUGUCUCACCCCACUCAACCUCAGCUUGAAUGUAGAAAACCACCAAAGACUUAGAUUGGGUUACUAGUUUGUCUGUCAUAGUUAGUUCAUUCAGGCUGAAGAGAAAAAUGACUUCACAGUAGGGGUAAUAUCUAUGUAAGUAAAUAUUCAGGAGAACAGCACGUGUCUUAAAUAACAGUAUUUCAGAUGUUCUGUUCCUUUGUCAGUGCUAACUUGAAUCCUGGACCUGCCUCCACAAAUGUACACAACACUUUGGACGUCCAGCUCAGCUCACUUUUGCCUUAUAUAUUUAUACAUUUGUACGUCCACUAGAAUAGAUUCCAGUCCUGUGCCAUGAUUCUGUCUCUCCUGGUCUCUCCACAAGAUGCUUUGCUUUGUUUCAAAUAUUGACUUUUGUGUUUAAAGUAUAUCCAUGCUCCUUCCUACUCCUUGCUUCUCUCCAUAGAGUUAUAUAAAUUGUUCAUACCGGGAAAUGUGUGGGAUACUGCAGAACAUGAUCGAGUGAGUAAACGUGCAGCAUAAAAAUGUGAACACACUAGCUGUGAAUAUAAAUGAAGCUACGGAAUAUUCCUUUUAUUAUUUUCAUUAUAUCCUCUUAGGGAUACAUUUAUGAGUGUAUGAACCACUUUGAGAUUUUUAAUGUUAAAAAUUAAAGAUUAAUCCAGGAAAUCAAUAAAACUGAAAAUAAACGGAUGGUCAGAAAGUUUCAUUUUACCAUGUAAUGUUUAUGUAUAUCACUACCACAAACCCCAAUAAAAACCCUUUAUGAACAGGAGUUGCUG